AUGAUAACAUUACAUCGAAUUGCUGUUCUUACUUGUCGACAUGCGCGUUCGAGUAUGGUCAGUCGACCGAUUCAUAUCGAACCUAAAGCAAAUGAAAAACUUAUUCCUUUAUCAAAAUUUGAUUUAAGUAAACCAUUGAUCGGACGAACUAGUGCUGAACAUACUGCUAUUGCACUUCUUAGUCCAGACAUGCCACCCGAUGGCGAACUACUUAAAGUAGCUAUUAUCGGAGCACCUAACGCUGGAAAAAGUACAUUUGUCAAUCGUCUCAUGGGUUGGAGGAUAUCAUCUGUAUCGAAACGGCCACAUACAACUCGACAUCGGAUUACAGGAGUUUUAACCGAUGCAAAUAAACAAAUUGUUUUUCUCGAUACACCUGGUUUUGUUGCACCAUGGAGAAAAAAACGACAUAAUCUCGAAAAAUCAAUGAUACUCGAUCCUCAUUCAUGUUUAUGGGAUGCAGAUUUAAUUUGUGUUGUACAUGAUGUUGGUAAUCAUUGGCUUCGUUUUAAACUUGAUGAAGAAAUAUUAAAAUGUCUCUAUGCUCAUCCAGAGAAAGAAGCUAUACUUAUUCUAAAUAAAGUUGAUUCGAUAAAACGUAAGCGAAUGUUACUUGAUAUAACAACAAUUCUUACCGAUGGUUCACUCAAUGGUGUUCCAUAUCGUCUUGAUUCACCAUAUCAUCGUAAUGGUGAACUUGAUAUGGAACGUUUAUUUCUUAAAACAGCUCAUGAAAUGAAUAUACCAUUGCCAAAAACAGAAAACGAUGUUAAACGAGAGCUGCUUCUAGCCGAUAUGAGAGAAUAUGAAAAGAAACUGUUAGAUAUUCAAUUGGAAAAUGUUAAUCUUGAUUUAGAAGAAAAUCAAGUUAAUGAAUUAAUAUCUCAACAUCAAGAAAAACGAUUAACAUUAGAUAAACUUUCAGAUGAAGUAUCGUCUCAUGUUCCUUAUACAUCAAUGAAAGAUAUUAAUCCAUUUGAAUUUAAAAAAGAUGUAAUGGAAACAACCAAUUGGCAUUUAUAUUAUAAGAAACUAUCACAAAUUCGUUUGUUUACAAGAGAUCGUUCGACGUGGCCAUUUUUUAAUCAAGUUUUUAUGAUUUCAGCCAAACAAAAUCGAGGCAUAGCAGCCAUUCGAAAAUAUCUUUUCUCACGUACAAAAUCAGAACCAUGGAUGUUUCAUCGAAAUUUUGUAACCGAUCAAUAUCCACAAGAAAUAGCAGAAAUGUGUAUACGUGAACAAAUGCUAGAAUAUUUACCAGAAGAAAUUCCAUAUAGUUAUUUGAUGACUAAUGAUCGAUGGGAACUAGAUGAAAAUGAUGUUCUCAAUAUGACGUUUAUAAUUUAUCCUCGAGCAAAACAAUUGAAACGUGAUGUUAGUGUAUUAUUGAAAAACCAUGGCGAAGCAAUUAAAUUGAUCAGCAUGGAAGCUGAAAAAGCUCUCGCAACAACAUUUCGUUGUGAAGUUAAAUUGAAAUUAAUUGUGAAAAUUUCUCAUGAAUAA
This is a messenger RNA of Rotaria socialis, 1503 nucleotides long. The record is from the annotation of a GenBank genome assembly. Lineage: Eukaryota; Metazoa; Rotifera; Eurotatoria; Philodinida; Philodinidae.